AAUUUUUGUCCACAUUGCAGCUUCUACCUUGGGGAAGCAAACGGAGUGGGAGAGGAGUUUCGCUGGAAGGCGAGAAAAGGAGAGGCGGGGCCGGCGGCGGAGAUGGAUGAUGACAAAAUCUCGACUUUGCCCGAGCAUGUCAAGCAUCACAUCCUCUCCUUCAUACCGAGCAUCAAGGAAGUAGCGAGGACCAGUUAGCUAUCGAAGUCGUGGCUGCGGACCUGGCGAUCGUUCCAGAUUUCCGACUUCAAACCAUGGCUCAUCCUACCGGACGCGGCUGUCAGCGGCUUCAUGGAAACCGGGCUCGGCAAGGAGUACGGCGAGAGAUUCGUCAGGUUCGUGGACGAUGCCCUGAUGAGGUCCCGCGACGGGAUGCCGAGGUUCAGGAUCUUUGUGAACGCGGAGGUGGCUCCUCACCUAGAUCGAUGGUUAGGUAUGGCCUUAGACUGUCACGUUGAGGAGCUAAGCAUAAACAUCAUGUCCGAUUUGCCAUACUCGAUUCCCGCAAGGGUUUUAUCUGCUGAGUUCAUCAAGUCCUUAACAUUGACCGGUGGGGUAAAGAUUGAUGGGAUUAGUGCCGUGAGCCUUCCGUCUCUGCGAUUGCUUCAUUUGGUAUAUACUCUUAUUGACAAUCAGAUGCUUCAGAGACUCCUCGGCGGCUGCCCUUUACUUGAAGAUCUUUCUUUGAGCUCCUGCGGUCUCUUAUCCGAGAUCGAAGUCCCAAAUCUCCAUUAUCUCAAGAGAGUAACGGUGGCUGGGACGGGCCCUGAGAUUAAGGUUGUCAGCAUUAAAGCCCCGGGCUUGGAAAGCUUUAAGCUCGGUUGCAGAUGCCAAUAUAUGCGUGUACAGGACAUUGGUUUAGCAGUUCAUGUAAGUCCGAGUGUCAGCUGCUUAGAACUAAUGGGCCUUGACCAGACGGACGAGCUGUUCUGUCGAUUCCUUUCCAAAUUCCCUCUGCUGGAAAGCUUGAUUCUGCAGGGAUGCAUGUUGUUGAAAAGAAUCAGGAUUUCAAAUCCACUUCUGAAAAAGAUCUCGAUAGAGAAUUGUGAUAACUUGGUGGACAUAAGAAUGGACACCCCGAAGUUGUCAUCUUUCUACUAUGAGAUGGGUAAGACACUGCCCUCGAUAUGGACGGAGAAUUCUCCUUACAGUUGUGCCACUGGAUUCGAGUUUCUUUUGUGGCAAGAUCCUACUGCUGUCUGGUUCCAGGAGUUCCAGAAAUUCCUCGAUGGAUGUUCUACAGCAUUUAGAUGCCUCGAAUCAACUGUACUUCUCUAUGAGUGGGACGAUGAAAUGGAAGAUGAGAUGACCAAGAAAGUGGUUUUAUCAGCACCUGGAAUACAAUAUCUGAAACUCGUGCUUGCGGCAUCUCAGUCGAACUACCCCCUUAUCCUGGAUGGCUUAUUUUCAGCUUGCCAACCUACAACUUUUCUUCUAAGGGCUGCAAAACCUUUACUAAAGUACAUAUGUGAUGCGCUCGCAAACAGGGAAGAGAAUAUCGAGUGCUGUUCGGGUGAGCCCAGGUGUUGGAGGCACAAGCUUAAAGAUGCGAAGAUUGAAAGGGUUGGGGGUAUCCAACAUCAGGGACCAUUAGAUUGUUACACCUUGUUCAGUUUGUUGCCUACUCUAUCUUCAGAAAAUGAAGUUUGCUUUAGAUUGCGGUGGUGAGAUUGGCAACGGGACGAUAUUUCCCUAUACGUAGUGCACGCCUGUGAAACUGCAGUACUAAAUGAAGAACAUGAGCCAGCUCCUUAGCAUGUAGGAGGAAUGCUUUUGGAGAUGAAUGGUAUGGUAAUAGCUAGAUGGUUGCCUCUCUUGGUGCCUAUGGAAACUCCUUUUGCAUUUAAGCUGAACCCUUGUGGUUGCUGUUAUCAAUACAAGAUUAUGCUUGGAUUCAUCAACAUUUGUUUGGUCCGAAACAUUGAAUACCAAGUCAUUUACGAAUUUUUUUAAAAUAAAAAUUCGUAAAUUAAUGAGUAA
Punica granatum (pomegranate) is the source of this 1980-nucleotide messenger RNA. The record is from RefSeq and is a predicted model, not a curated record. NCBI's taxonomy places the organism in Eukaryota, Viridiplantae, Streptophyta, Magnoliopsida, Myrtales, Lythraceae.